GGCAAAAGGUGUUGGUGAGACCGCUUUAUCCUUAUUAAUUCCUUUCCGCACUACGCCAACUAGGGUUUGGUAUCCUUGAUUUCGGGAGUGAGGCUCGGUGGUUAUCUCCAGGAUUUGGCCGGGGACAAAAUCUUUUGAUUCCGUCUUCGUUCUCUAUCUAAGAAGGGUUUGACUUCUUUAUGAUGCCUGAAAGUUCUUCUGUUACGCAAAAUGAACUAGGGCCUGACUAUUUUGGUUACUUCAAGCAUCUAUUCUUUGAGCUGUUUCCUCAAAGUGGUGAUAGAGCUUCACCUUCUCUGCCAUCAAAUUUGGAGUCACUGUUAGGAUAUCCUAGUGGACAGGUUGAAGGCAUUGUUAGUCCAAACAAUGUUGUGGAAGAUAAAAGUUGCUAUCAUUCGGCUUCGUUCUUUACCAGAGUAAUUGGUGAAGAGCUUUCAGAAUAUAAGAAGGAGAGACUGAAGGCAAUCCUCCACCAUGCAACAGUUUGUCUUAAUCAGGAAGCUGAUGAAGUUUUUGGCUGUAUUUUAACAACUCUACUGAUCGAGUUGGAUCUGCAAGAUAAAAGGCAAUUGUCAUGUCAUUCAAGUUUCUCAAAUGAAGAGAUUUGUGAACCUCUUUGCAACAAGAAGCGAAAGUCAUCUUCUCUCGACAACUUUGGUGGCUUUUCUAAUCCUUUCGGUGUCAAUACCCAGUUUAGGACAAAGGUCUACAAUGAAAUUCAAGCUGUUAAAGGAGAUGGUGCAAUAUGUAUGGAAGCUGUGGAAAAGUACUCAGAUAAGAUAAAUGAGAAGCUUAUGGAAAUGGAGGAGAACAUUGAUGAAUAUCUGGAUAUGGUUGUCUCCAAAUGCAGACCUAUGACCAAUGCCGAGAAGCAGCAACUUGGUAGACGGAUCCAGAAGCUCCCAGGAGAGGCGCUUGGUGGUGUGGUAGAUAUCUUUCGGCAAAGGAACUCUCCGGCAACAGAUUUUCCUGAUGAUGUCUUUGUUAAUUUGGAUGAGCUGGAUAAUGUGACAUUGUGGAGGUUGUAUUUCCAUGUUCAAGCUGUUGUGAAAUCCAAAGAGCUCUGAUCCGGGUGCCAGAUUAGAGUACGAGUCGGGUGGCUGGUGCCACUUCACAAGAUGGAGUUACAGCAACAUUCGAAUAGUCAUGGUGGCAUCUUUUGCAUCCGAGUGGAUAAGAUAUCCCUGAAGGUUAAUGUGCCAUGUACCAGUUAUUGUACACUCUAUAUACAUUGAUGUAGUACAGGAAACACUCAAAAUGCAACAAUUUUGGCUGCUAAUUGUGGACAAGGUGCCAGUUCAGAGUAUUGAAGAGAAUGUAGUCAUGGUGGCAUCUUUUGCAUCCUAGUGGAUAAGAUGUUCCUGAAGGUUAAUUUGCCAUGUACCAGUUAUUGUACGCUCUAUAUACAUUGAUGUGCCAUGUACCAGUUAUUGUACGCUCUAUAUACAUUGAUGUCGUACAGGAAACACUCAAAAUGCGACAAUUUUGGCUGCUAAUUGUGGCCAACACAUGACAAAACUUUGGCUUCUAAUUAGUAGAUAUAGUGUAGAACAGUUUCGUCUCCUUUUUCUGAAUGUGUACUCGAACAACUUCGAAAUGCUAAAGUCGUGUUGUUCUAA
This is a messenger RNA of Musa acuminata subsp. malaccensis (wild Malaysian banana), 1619 nucleotides long. RefSeq lists its product as uncharacterized. NCBI's taxonomy places the organism in Eukaryota, Viridiplantae, Streptophyta, Magnoliopsida, Zingiberales, Musaceae. The record is from RefSeq and is a predicted model, not a curated record.